AUGGCUGCUGCAUCGCUUAUGGUGGGAGCUCUUGGAGGUCCUCAGAUUGGUAGCAACUCCAAUCAAAAUGGGCAGCAGGGUCAGGUAGUUUUGGGCACGGAUCUGUUUACUCUUCAUCUGGCCAAAACGUCAAGAAACCAGCUGAAUGAGAUUAUUUCUAUGAUGAAGGUAAUGGCUUCACAAAAAAAAGGAACAAGCCUACCAGUUAUUACUUGCAAGCCCGCAGUUGCCAAAAACUCUUUUGCAGGUAUGAAUGGAACAACAAAGCAAAUCAAGAAUUACAACACCACCGCUUGCUAUUUCCUCUAUUGCCUUGAUGAUAUUCUUGAUGAUCCAUCUGAUGAAGGUGACGACGAUAGAGAUCUUGUUUUUGUCUUGGCUGAAAGUGUCCAAACGGUGAAUUUUGAGUUGUCAAUUGCGAUGACAUAA
Ilex paraguariensis (yerba mate) is the source of this 429-nucleotide messenger RNA. The record is from the annotation of a GenBank genome assembly. NCBI's taxonomy places the organism in Eukaryota, Viridiplantae, Streptophyta, Magnoliopsida, Aquifoliales, Aquifoliaceae.